AUGAUUGAAGGUGAAUUUGAAGAAUCAUUGAUAGUUGUUGUGUUGUGGACCAAUGGUUUUAUUCCUAGCUCGUUUCGGGCGCUCUCGAGUUAUCUGAGGAUUGUUUCCUCGGGUGCUUCUACCGUUGCACGGUCAGCUGCGUCCGUUGCUUCGUCUAUUGUGGAUAGGGAUGAUGUUGCUGAUCAUGAUCAGGUGAUCUGGGCCGGGUUUGAUCAGUUGGAGGGCGAGGGUAAUAUUGUUCAACAAGUGCUUCUUCUAGGCUAUCGGUCUGGGUUUCAGGUUUGGCAUGUUGACGAAUCAAACAAUGUCCGGGACCUUGUUUCCAAACACGACGGUCCUGUUUCUUUUAUGCAAAUGGUUCCAAAUCCAAUUGCAUUAAAAAAAUCAGAAGACAAGUUUGCCAGCAGCCGUCCUUUGAUGGUAGUUUGUGCUGAUGGGCUCUUUACUGGUGGGAGCAAUGUUAAGGAUGGGUCGACUGGUCCUAAUGGAACCGCUUCGAACUCGCAUGACCAAAUGAAUGGCAACUAUAUGCCAACUACCGUUCAGUUUUAUUCAAUGAAAUCCCACUCAUAUGUUCAUGUAAUGAAGUUUAGAUCUGUUGUUUAUUCUGUACGGUGCAGUUCUCGAAUAGUUGCUGUUUCUCAAUCCACUCAGAUACAUUGUUUUAAUGCUACAACAUUAGAAAGGGAAUAUACUUUACUUACCAAUCCAAUAGUGAUGAAUUCUCCUGGAUCUGUUGGCAUAGGCUAUGGACCACUUGCGGUGGGUCCAAGAUGGCUGGCUUAUAGUGGAAGCCCAGUUGCGGUAUCCACUUCUAGCCAUGUCAGUCCGCAGCAUUUAACACCUUCUGCAAGCUUUCCUGGUUUUUCUUCAAACGGGAGCAUGAUUGCACACUAUGCCAAAGAAUCAAGCAAGCAUCUUGCUACUGGUAUUGUGACCCUUGGUGAUAUGGGAUAUAAGAAACUUUCCAGAUACUGUUCUGAAAACAAUGGUUCACUACAAUCUGCGAAUUCUGGAGCAAAGGUCAAUGGAAACAUUAAUGGCCAUUCGGCAGAUUUAGAUAACAUUGGAAUGGUCAUUGUUAAAGAUAUUGUCUCUAAAAAUGUUGUUGCCCAAUUUCGAGCUCACAAAAGUCCGAUUUCAGCCUUAUGUUUUGAUCCUAGUGGCACCAUAUUAGUGACCACUUCUGUUCAGGGUCAUAACAUAAAUGUUUUUAAGGUUAUGCCUGUGCGUGAGAAUUCGUCAGCAUCUGAUGCCGGUCCUUCUUACGUUCAUUUAUACAGGCUGCAACGUGGUUUUACAAAUGCGGUUAUACAAGAUAUUAGUUUCAGUGACGACAGCAAAUGGAUCAUGAUUAGUUCCUCGAGAGGCACUAGCCAUUUAUUUGCCAUAAAUCCUCAAGGAGGAUAUGUAAAUAUUCAGUCUAAUGAUGAUAGUCCUACAAAAAAUAGUGGAUUAAGCACUAUGACUAAUCAAGUAGUUCGCCGGUCUCCUAUGCCAGCCGUUCAAAUGCCUAAACAGCAGAGCCUGUACGUGGGUGGUCCUCCAAUCACACUUUCUGUAGUAAGCAGAAUCAGGAAUGGAACUAAUGGUUGGAGAGGCACGGUAAGUGGUGCCGCUGCAGCUGCAACCGGUAGGAAGAAUUCGCUUUCUGGGGCUAUUGCGUCGUCUUUCCGUAUUUUUAAAGGAAGUAGAGCCAUAUAUGGAGAAGGGAACAAUUCCAAGGCAAAUUAUCACUUGUUGGUCUUUUCACCUACUGGAUCGAUGAUACAGUAUGCUCUUCGGACAAUAACUAGCCAAGAUUCAGCUAUUGUUUCUGGAUUAUCUCCUGCUUAUGAAUCCACUCCACAGGCUGAUGCGAGAUUAGUGGUUGAGGCAAUGCAUAAAUGGAAUAUAUAUCAUAGUCGGAGAGAGCGAGAAGACAAUGUUGACAUAUAUGGCGAAAAUGGAAUUUCCGACAGCAGCAAAAUAUAUCCAGAGGAAGUAGAGGAGAACAUCAUUAACCCUAAAAUUAAAAAUGGCGUCACAAAAGCGUAUCCCUGUGUCAAUGAAGAGCAUCAUUUGUAUAUUUCAGAAGCGGAACUUCAAAUGCAUCCAGUUCAGAUUCCGUUAUGGGCAAAGCAAGAGAUAUAUUUUAAUUCAAUGUUGAAAGAAUCUACCAUAAUGGAUGAAGAAGCUGCUUCUGGAGGAGAAUUUGAGAUUGAAAGGAUUCCAACUUGCAUGAUUGAAGCUAGACCAAAAGACUUGGUUCCAAUCUUCAACUAUAUGCAGACCCCAAAAUUACAACAAACAAGGGCUCCUGCUAUGGAUAGCAAGAAAAAUGAACAUGUGUUGCAUCGCGGUUCUGAGCUUUUUGGAAAUGGUAGAGUUUCACCUAAACGUAUUUCGGAGUCUCUUGAGUGCACGACUAAUUAUGGUGGUGAGGUUACCAAUCAUAAAAGUCAGAUAGAAGGAACUGAGUGGGAUAAUCACAUGAUGCCGGUAGAAACUAACGGCUUUGUAAAUAACACUGACACCCUUAAACCAAAUUGUCAGCAUGAGAUUGUAAAUAACAGGAGAGAGCACUUAAACAUGGGGGCUCAUCUCAUGCGUGUAAAUAGCAACUCAAGUCCUGAAAGUGAGGAACAUCUUGAAGAAAACGAAGAUGAAUUCGAUUGA
Molecule: messenger RNA, 2658 nt
Organism: Vicia faba (fava bean)
Lineage: Eukaryota; Viridiplantae; Streptophyta; Magnoliopsida; Fabales; Fabaceae
Source: the annotation of a GenBank genome assembly